Larimichthys crocea (large yellow croaker) is the source of this 3153-nucleotide messenger RNA. RefSeq names its product palmitoyltransferase ZDHHC7. The record is from RefSeq and is a predicted model, not a curated record. Gene Ontology annotation, molecular function: palmitoyltransferase activity. Lineage: Eukaryota; Metazoa; Chordata; Actinopteri; Sciaenidae. The transcript is spliced from 8 exons. The coding region runs from base 331 to 1245 and encodes 304 amino acids.
ACCUGGCAGAAUAAAAACAGUUUGUUUGUGAAGCUGUGUCAGCUGAGGUAGCUGUUAGCUGACAGCUAGCGUGGCUGACUGCUGUACCUCUCGUACAUCGAGCUGUUGAUGCUGUCAUGUCACUUUUACCACGUCUGUAAGCGUGCCUGCUCUGCUGAAGUCAAAACCAUUCACCGGCAGAUUUCUAAAAGAGAGCUGAUCUUGUCCUGUGUCAUCACACACUUUGACCUGUUGUCUCUGCUGAACAACAGACAGAGAUGUGGCCCAGAGGAAGAACAGCUGGAGGAGACGAGAUGAUGCUGUGAAGUUAAGAGGCACCUUCAAAGCAGAAUGUCCUCAGGCCACAGGCUGAGAGAUGUGGAGCAGCAGCGCCCCCUACUGGACGGGGAGGAAGAGGCGGUGGAGAGUUUCCAUAGCGAGGCUAAGCAACUGUGGUUCAUCCAGGACUGCUGCGGCAUGGUGUGUGCUUUCAUCACCUGGUUCCUUGUCUUCUUUGCUGACUUUGUGGUCACCUUCGUCAUGCUGCUGCCUUCCAGGAGCUUCUGGUACGCCGUCGUCAACGGGGUGGUCUUCAACAGUCUGGCUGUGCUGGCGCUGGCCUCCCACCUCCGCACCAUGCUGACUGACCCGGGAGCCGUUCCGAAAGGAAACGCCACUAAAAAGUACAUGGAGAGUCUGCAGCUGAAGCCAGGCGAAGUCAUCUACAAAUGUCCAAAAUGCUGCAGCAUCAAACCAGAGCGGGCUCACCACUGCAGUAUCUGCAAGCGUUGUAUCCGCAAGAUGGAUCACCACUGUCCCUGGGUCAACAACUGUGUCGGAGAGAAGAACCAGCGCUUCUUCGUCCUCUUCACUAUGUACAUCGCUAUGAUUUCCGGUCAUGCUCUGGCUCUCUGUGGAUACCAGUUCAUCACCUGCGUUAAAGUCCAGUGGAGAGAGUGCAGUGACUUCUCUCCUCCCGUGACGAUGAUGCUGAUGAUCUUCCUCUGCAUGGAAGCCCUCCUCUUCCUCACCUUCACAGCCGUUAUGUUCAGCACUCAGGUGCACUCCAUCUGUAACGACGAGACGGAGAUCGAGCGUCUGAAGAAUGAGAAGCCGACGUGGGAGCGUCAGACUCGCUGGGCCGGACUGAGGUCUGUGUUUGGAGGUCAGCCGUCUCUGAUGUGGAUCAGCCCCUUCGCAGGACUCAAGCUACAAACAUUUCUCCCCAGGCGCACCUGGAAGGGCGGAGCAGAGUUCUCCGUCUGACACGCCAUCAGUCAAACUGUGCUCAGUGGAGUGAAUGACAACAAACCACCAUCAGAGUCCAGCUCGGUUUACCUUCAUUUUACCAGGAGGAGGUUUCAGAGCCGCAGAAACCAGGUUCAGACUCUGCUGCAGUGCCAUGAAACAAGAUGCUUGGUCUCAUCUCUAACACUUGACCUCUUACCUUGCUUCAGGAAGGGGAGCAUCGUCCUUACUGGAAGUCAUACAGAUCGAACACAAUCAGACUGAGUGGAUGCCGCCGCCGCUGUUGGAUGUAUGUAGUCAGACUCUGGCUCCAAUUCUCAGAUUCAGACUUUGAAGUCUGAAAGUUUUUUUUUUUUUAAAUGUUGCUCAUUAAGAUGCUGGACCUUCUUAGAGCACUGACUGACCACAGAGUUGUAAUCACAGGAUGUUCGGGAACCUCUGCUGUAAAGUUUUUGGUGUUUGUAGAAGUUGAUCUGCACUGUGUGCAUCAACAUGAAGCUCUAAAGUCCAAAAUGAAAUAUUAUACAGUGAUUUAUAAUGAUUCUGUUGAUUAAAUGAUAACAAUAAUGAGAAUCUCUUUAAAUUUCUUGUAAACAAUCAAAAAUUACUACAUUCAGUGUUUCUUCUCCCAUGUGUGGAUCCUUGAGGUUUAAUAAAAGUGCAUUUCUCUCAGCCAGUUACUGAAAUAUUUUAAAUCCUUUAUCGUUUACUUUCCUUGUCCUUAGUUGGCUGUGUUUCUGUAGCUCUGUGUGACACCAUUGGCAGAAACGUAGGUCUCGACACCCAUGUGCAUUUAUGUCCACAAACUGAUAAAAACACUAAUUGAAGUGAAAACUCCACAGGGUACCUCUAAGAAAUCAUGUUAGAAAAUUACAAGCAAUAUUUUUAAUGGCUGCUUCAAAGCCUUCGAUAAAAAAAAUUCAACACUGCUGUUUUUUUAAUCGUUUAAUCAACUUGUGUUUUCCUUUUUUUUCUUUCUUUUUUUUUGGACAUUGUUUUCUCAAGUUACACAACAUAGUGGACCUUUGUUUGUGUGAGUUAGUGUGAGUCACAAACCUUCUGAACUGCACAGACAUGUUGUAAAUUGCUUGCUGUAACUUGAUGAAUACCACCUCAAAGUGAUAAAAGGCAACUUGAUGUUCUGUAUUUCAUUCACAAAAAAAUGUCACAAAUGUUAAAUGAACUUGAGUUUUGCUGUCAGAGGUUGGCAGACAAAAAGGAUUCUGGACCACUCGUGAAUUUAGUUUAGAAAAUUUCUCAGCUUGACAAAUUCUCUUAAAAAUCUCAUAUGAAUGCUUCUCUGAUCUCAAAGUGCCAUUUCGAUGUGACUUUUACUUUUUGGAAAAUGUAAACUUAGCUGUCAAGUGUGUGCAGUGAGAUUGAACCUUGUGUAUUGUGUAUAGAGCCCCAGUACAAUCUGUUUUUCCUUUUCAGCUUUUCUUCACCACAUCUCAACAAGAUGAGUCUCACAGAGUCAACAGCUGAUUUCAGUGUUUCUCUAAUUAUUUCAUACUGCGUCUUCUCUCUAUUGAUUAGUCACUAAAUUAUUAGUACUCCUUGUUGAAAUCUGCAUCAGAAGGUCUUGUACAAAGUCUUAAAUAUAUAUACUCAAGCCCUAAAAAGAAUUUAAACAUUUUUUUAAUGUUUGUCUUUCUUUCUUCUUGGUGUUCUGUGGAGGGAGUGAUAUCAGUGCAGUCCUGCAGAUUUUGAAGGUUUUGUUCUGUUCUGUUAUGUAUAGUAUUUUAUUUUAGAACACUUUAAACAUCCUUAAAACCUAAUUAAACUUAAAAUCAGAGAAUCUGACUUUUCAAAGAAUGUAUCUGGAGUCGGAGUGGUUGUACGUUUGUAUUAUGAGAUUUCUUUUAUAUGUUCAUCUGUGUCCAUUUUUCAGAUACUUUCAGAAUAAAGUUCCUCUACCUCUUCAAA